This is a messenger RNA of Tripterygium wilfordii, 1015 nucleotides long. RefSeq lists its product as uncharacterized. The record is from RefSeq and is a predicted model, not a curated record. NCBI's taxonomy places the organism in Eukaryota, Viridiplantae, Streptophyta, Magnoliopsida, Celastrales, Celastraceae. The transcript has 2 exons. Bases 550 to 897 code for a protein of 115 amino acids.
AGAGAAGGUAGUAGUCUACACAUAUUUUCUAUCAUCUUUUGGUACUAUUCCUCUGCUAUUUAUCUGGUUCCAUUUAUGCAUAUUCUCGGUUUGUUCUUUGAGAAGGAUGUAACCGAUUUCUAAGCAUUUGGAUGCAUCUUAUGGAUUCCAUUUCUGAGGUGUUAGACUUUGGGCUAGGAUUGGGCCGCCCAUGAGGGCAAGGCCCAGCCCAACCCAUAGGUAGUUUUGUGCACACAGUUGUCUAGGAGACAACUGCACAAAACCAACAUCAGUUACCAAAGGUAGCUGAUGUCUUCAUGUUAUAAAAGAGAGAAACAAGAACUCUCUGAAUGAUGUGAAAUUUUUUUUGGUACUUCCUUCUUGCAAAGAAAAUAUUUUGGGUUCGGUACUGUGGGUAUUAUGUACUUGUUCUUGUAACAAUUACAACCAGAAGCAUUGUUGCUGUAAGACAUUCCGAUCAGGACAAUUGUGGCUACAAAAGAACAAAUUAUUCUAUUAUUGGCUUAUAAAAAGGAUCCUCAUCAUACUAUUGCCCAGCAUAUUGAUUAUAUGUACUAUUGGAUGUACAAUUUAUGGCAUCAGAAUGUUCAUGAGUUCUUCAUUGAGCAACAAAUGGAAAUUGUGCUUGAUGCUCUACCGGAUGAUUGGGAUUCAGUCUGUCGUGCUUUGAAGCAAAGGAUUAGCACUUUAGACUUUAAUUCUCUCGUUGAGAGCAUUCUGCUAGAGAGGGAAAGUCAAUUGAGGGCUAAGGGCAUACGUCGGACAGGACGAAGCGCUAGGUACUUGGAACCUGCAGCUCGAUUCAUUCCGUGGUAUGAGGAGUUUGAGCUUGGUGGACCUAGUGAUGAGGAUGUUGACAACAUUAGUGAUGAUCCUGAUUAUGUACCUGGCAUGUGAUUCAUGUCGCGUCUUAUUUUUCCAUGUAAAUAUUACUAGGAUUUUGUUUACGAUGUACAUAUUGGACAUUUGUUAUAUAAGGCAUAUUAUUUAUGAAUUUUUUUUAUUACAUCUAAUU